Molecule: messenger RNA, 1773 nt
Organism: Talaromyces amestolkiae
Lineage: Eukaryota; Fungi; Ascomycota; Eurotiomycetes; Eurotiales; Trichocomaceae
Exons: 2
Coding region: 1-1773 (590 amino acids)
Cellular component (GO): cytoplasm
Source: RefSeq, a predicted model, not a curated record
AUGGACUUUUAUUUGUUCAACGAGCCGCCGAGCGACUACAAGCACGUACUAGACGAGCUCGACGACUUAGACUUUGAUUACAACCCCAACAGUGACUCUCCAGACAGUCGCUAUCCGCUCUUUUUCUCUACAAUCUCCCAAAUUUUCGCGCCGGCCUCCCAUUCCUUGCGCAAAUCCCCGGCAAUAAUCUCCGUGUCCAGGAAAAUGGCUGCGACUGCUGCGGCCGCCGUGUCUCCUUCGAGCUCUCCGCGUCUGCCCAGCCCUCCGCCUUUCACAGAAGUGCAAAUCGGGCCUCAGUCGCCCACGGUUGGAGAUAAGGGAGGUGAUGGCCAGCUCUUUGCGCCGCUGAUAGAGACGGAUGACGGGUCAACAAGAAGGAUUAGACCAGGUACUAAAGCUGCCGACAUGGCUUCAGGACCGCCGCUCGUGCCGUUGUCGCAGCUCGACUCUCCCUUCCAGCUUCAAGAGCAUCUCAAAGCUCUUUUUCAUAACUACACUAUGCCUAACGGAUCGACUACCAUCCAUCCGAUCACACACGAAGUCGCGGUCUCCCUCGCUCAUGCUCCCGAAGGCGUCGAACGAUCUUUAUGGCUCUACGAGUUGUGUCGCUUCUUGACAAUGAAAGUAAACAACCUUAUCAUCGCAUUUUUCGCCGAAGACCCUCCUUGUUCGCAACAAUCAUGCCCCGAAAUGCGCGCGUCGGAAUGGCAAUACCUUUGUGCCGUGCACGAUCCACCAAAGUCGUGCUGUGCGAUCGACUACUGCUGUCAUACCCUCGACUGGGCGACAAAUAUUUUGACCUCGCCGAAAUAUUUCCCCAGUCGGCUCACCCUAGGUUCGGAGUCUGGRGGGGGUCCGMAAGCCAGCAUGCGGCAUUUGACAAACAUAUUCCGUCGCUUGUACCGUAUCUUUGCGCACGCCUGGUUCCAGCAUCGAGAUGUCUUCCGUCAGGUGGAGAAUACAGAUGGUUUAUAUAUCUUCUUCAAGACGGUGUGUGACGUUUACGAGCUGAUACCACAGGAUAACUAUACUGUCCCGGAAGAAGCGGAGCGAUUAGCUACCUCUGACGAUACUCCCGAAGAACCACAGGGCCAUUCUAUUACGGCAGCAGUCCUACCGCCUGACAGCAACCGCCGAAUUUCAGUGCUACGGAAUGAUACAGCCAUCGCGGCGCCAGCCCUGUCUUCGGACACCCCUGUUGAUGCACAGGCUUCCUUAAAUGUGAGCACGGGUGCUACAACGAGACGACACAAACACAGUCCCUCAACAGGAUCGAGCGUAUCAACAAUAGCAGAAGUGACCGAGGAUCACAGUCCAGCUGCCAAGCUAGAACAGUCUUUACCCAAGGUCGAGGAAAAUGUAGAGGAUACAAAGAGCACGCCUUUGGAAGAGCCAGAGAACGAGCAAACUGAGGCCCCGAAAAGUGAAGAAAGUUCCGAGGACGAACAAAAGGAAUCCGAACCGGUUGAAGUGACGUCUGAAAAGGCAAGUGAACGUGAAGAAGGAGCACAACCAACAGAGGCAGCGGAGGCGGAGGCAGAGGGCGAAAGGCAGGAGCCGCAGUUCACGGCCCCAGCAGCUACGGAAUCUACUUCUGAAGAACAACAGACUUCCGAACGGGAACCGUCCAAUGGAGAGCUCGAGACCGACUUCAAGUUUCCAGCCUCUACAACCGAAGAAAAACCUCCUACCGAAUCUUCUAAAUCCCCAGCUCCCACCGAAUCAUCUACCACUGUCUCGGUGACUGAAACAACCGGGGAGAAAGACGACUGA